AUGAUGAAACGCUUAAGGGACAUGUAUCCCAAUGCCUAUGGCGUGUGCGUGUUUGAUGCCAAAGGCCCAACCUUUAGACAUGAUGCCUAUCCAGACUACAAAGCCAAUCGACCACCCAUGCCAGAAGAGUUGGUUGCCCAGAUUGAACCGAUUCAUCAGGCGAUGAGUUUUUUUGGCUGGCCAAUUGUCAUGAUGGAAGGUGUUGAAGCCGAUGACGUGAUUGGUACACUGGCGACACAGGCCAGUCUAAAAAACUGGUCAACCAUUAUUGCAACGGGCGAUAAAGAUAUGGCGCAGCUGGUCAACGAACGAGUGACUUUGAUCAACACCAUGAGCAAUGAGUCUUUGACCGUGCAAGGUGUUUUGGAUAAAUUUGGUGUGCGCCCAGAUCAAAUUAUUGAUUAUUUGGCUCUUAUGGGAGAUGCCGUGGACAAUGUUCCUGGUGUUGAUAAGGUGGGACCCAAAACAGCGGUCAAGUGGUUAACACAAUAUCAGACCUUAGAGGGGGUGAUAGCCCAUGCAGAGGAGAUCAAAGGUGUUGUGGGAGAUAAUCUGCGUAAAAGUCUAGAUUGGCUACCCAAAGGGCGCGAACUCUUAACGAUUAAGUGCGAUGUUGAUUUAAGUGAGGUGGUUGGGGAUUGCAAAGAGCAGCUUGGCAGCAAAAUGAUUAUGCAAGUCCAUGACGAACUCGUGUUUGAAGUGCCCGAUCAUGAAGUUGAAGUGUUAAAGGCUAAGAUUCCACAAAUCAUGAGUGAGGUUUUACCACUAAAAGUUCCUGUCCUUGUUGAGGUCGGGGUGGGGGAUAACUGGGAGCAGGCUCACUAG
Messenger RNA from Darwinula stevensoni, 825 nucleotides. The record is from the annotation of a GenBank genome assembly. Lineage: Eukaryota; Metazoa; Arthropoda; Ostracoda; Podocopida; Darwinulidae.